GUGUGUACUUAUUAUCUACCAAUAUAGUACUAGGUGCUUAACCAAUUUGAUUACUCUUUUAACUAGUCAAUUUUCUACAAAUAUUAUUUAUACAGUACGUCUAUUUUUCGUGAAUGUUUUUGUCAAAGCACUCCGUGUGUAUUCAUUGAGAAUAGAAUUCGUAAAUAAUUUUUCUUAUUAAUACAAUUACAUCUUAACUAUGGAAGUGAACAAAGAUGAGGCUUAUCGAUGUUUAGAUCGUGCUCAAUAUUAUAUCAGUGAAGGUGACAUCGAAAAAGCAGAAAAAUUCAUUAAUAAAAGCAAAAGACUUUUUCCUACUUCUGAUGCAGAUGAACUUUUAAACAAAUUAAAAAGUCAAGGAGCAAGAAAAAAUUCUACUUCUAAUGUAAAAGCUGAUGGACAAAAUACCAAGAAACGUAAAAUUACACCACCAGGUAGUCCUAGAUCAGAUAGAGCUAAUCAGCCUACGUAUACAAAAGCCCAGUUGGACAUUGUUAAAAAAGUUAACAAUUGCAAAGAUUUUUAUGAUGUUCUUAACAUAAAAAAAGAUGCUACUGAUAACGAUAUAAAAAAAGCAUAUAAAAAGUUAGCCCUAGUAUUACAUCCAGAUAAAAAUCAUGCACCAGGAGCAGCUGAAGCUUUUAAAACUGUAGGUAAUGCUGUUGCUACUUUGACUGAUGCAGAAAAAAGAAAACGAUAUGAUAAGGUUGGUCAUGAAAGUAUGACUUCUGAUCACGUACAUAGAAAUUAUGAUCAUGGGUUUGAAUCGGAUAUUACAGCUGAACAACUAUUCAAUAUGUUCUUUAAUGGAGCUUUUCCAACAAGACAGGGACCAAUGACUAAUCCAUAUUAUACUCGAUCAUUUUCAAGGCGCUGGCCACCUGAUUCUGACAAUGACAAUCAUCAUCAACAACAGGAAUCAUCCAGUAUAUAUUUUCAACUAUUACCAAUUCUUCUACUAUUGUUGCUGUCAUUAUUUUCAAAUUUUUCUUAUGAUCCUGUGUACAGUUUAAAACAUUCUUCAAAAUAUCCCGUUCAUCGUCAUACAUCAUUUAGAGAUAUUUCAUAUUAUGUAAAAGAUAAUUUUCAUACGGACUAUACUGGUGAUUUAAGACGUUUAGAGCAUACCAUUGAAGAAGAUUAUAUAAAUACAGUUCGCACCAAAUGUAUACGAGAAAAAGAAUAUUAUGAGUCCUUAAUGUGGAGAGCACGCUUAAAUGACGAUUCUACCUUAUUUAAUAAAGCAAGUAAAUACCAAAUGAAAUCUUGUGAAGAGUAUCAAACAUUAAUGAAACAAAAGUAUAAGUAAAUUUAUAUUUUUAUAAUAUUACUUAUUUAUGUUUUGUUUUAUGUAAAUAAUCAAUAUAGAUGUUUAUGUAAAAUGUGCACGGUGUGGAAUUAUCAAUGAGCACAUUUUACUAAAUCUAUAAUAUAAAAGUAGAUAGAAAUAGUAAAAUGUAAUAUUCGUGUUUCAAUAGCAUUCUUAAAGUAGUACAAUUAUACAAAGUGUUUAGAAUGUUCCACACAUAUAUAAUUAAUUUUAAUAUUCUAUGCUAUAAAAACAAAUAUUUUUUUUUGUGUUUGAAAACAAAGUCC
This is a messenger RNA of Sipha flava (yellow sugarcane aphid), 1596 nucleotides long. Its product is annotated as dnaJ homolog subfamily B member 14-like. The record is from RefSeq and is a predicted model, not a curated record. Gene Ontology annotation, biological process: cellular response to misfolded protein. The coding region runs from base 200 to 1309 and encodes 369 amino acids. The transcript has 10 exons. NCBI's taxonomy places the organism in Eukaryota, Metazoa, Arthropoda, Insecta, Hemiptera, Aphididae. Gene Ontology annotation, cellular component: endoplasmic reticulum membrane. Gene Ontology annotation, molecular function: Hsp70 protein binding.